This is a messenger RNA of Colletotrichum costaricense, 429 nucleotides long. RefSeq names its product choline dehydrogenase. Lineage: Eukaryota; Fungi; Ascomycota; Sordariomycetes; Glomerellales; Glomerellaceae. Bases 1 to 429 code for a protein of 142 amino acids. The transcript has 2 exons. Gene Ontology annotation, molecular function: flavin adenine dinucleotide binding; oxidoreductase activity, acting on CH-OH group of donors. Gene Ontology annotation, biological process: secondary metabolite biosynthetic process. The record is from RefSeq and is a predicted model, not a curated record.
AUGGGGACGGUGCUAUUGGAAUCAACCUCAUCGACCCCUUCGCGCCCCCAGUCAUUGAACCUCGCUGUCUCUCCUACUCUUACGACGGGCAAAUGGAGGUUGAGUCACUACGGUCAACCGAAACUCCUGGCCACGCAGCAAGUCCAAGCUCUUGGAGCAACGGAAACGCUGCCUUGGGUCAUUGCCCUGAGCGACUCUGACAUUUUGGAAUUCGUUGAAGGAGUCAGCGCUACAGAGUAUCACUAUACUGGGACCUGCGCUAUGCUUCCCAGGCCACUUGGUGGUGUCGUGGAUUCCAACCUUAAUGUGCAUGGGAUCGAUGGCUCGAGGGUAGUCGAUGCUAGUAUCAUGCCUUUACUUCCAUCGGCGCAUAACCAGGCGACGGUCUAUGCAAUCGCUGAAAAGGUAAAAUUGCGCCCCUACGCAUGA